UGCGCGGCAGAGAGAAGAAACCGAGAAACCUGGGAGUCUCUCCCCAUGCUGUGCAGCCCCCCGCUGCAGAAGCACAGUGGGCUCGCUUCGGCCCCGGGCUGCUUCAUUUAAGAAGCAGCCGCGAAACCCCCCUGAAUUAAUCUGCAUAUUCACAUGAUCGCAAAUGACCCGCCCGGUCGCCUGGCUCUCAAGUACCCUUCGCCCGCGCCGAGCAGCAGUAAGUGUGGACGUCUGUGUAAGUUUGAGAGCAUCAUGGUGGCCUUUAAAGGAGUCUGGACACAGCCCUUCUGGAAAGCCGUUUCGGCAGAAUUUUUGGCCAUGCUCAUUUUUGUCCUCCUGAGCCUCGGCUCCACGAUCAACUGGGGUGGAGCAGAGAAGCCCCUGCCUGUAGACAUGGUCCUUAUCUCCCUCUGCUUUGGACUCAGCAUUGCAACCAUGGUGCAGUGCUUUGGACACAUCAGCGGAGGCCACAUUAACCCUGCUGUGACCGUGGCAAUGGUCUGCACGAGGAAGAUCAGCCUCGCCAAGUCCGUCUUCUACAUUCUUGCCCAGUGCCUGGGAGCCAUCGUGGGCGCAGGCAUCCUUUACCUCGUCACACCGCCAAGCGUGGUAGGAGGCCUGGGAGUCACUGCGGUACAUGGGGAUCUUUCCGCUGGCCAUGGACUCCUGGUGGAGUUGAUAAUUACAUUCCAGCUGGUUUUUACUAUUUUUGCCAGCUGUGAUUCAAAACGAAGUGAUGUCACUGGUUCAGUAGCUUUAGCAAUUGGAUUUUCUGUUGCAAUUGGACAUUUAUUUGCUAUCAAUUACACUGGUGCCAGUAUGAACCCAGCUCGAUCAUUUGGGCCUGCCGUCAUCAUGGGGAGAUGGGAAAACCAAUGGGUGUAUUGGGUGGGGCCAAUAAUAGGAGCAGUCCUUGCUGGUGCUCUUUAUGAGUACGUCUAUUGCCCAGACGUUGAACUCAAGCGCCGUUUUAAAGAUGUCUUCAGUAAGGCUACCCAGCCGUCCAAAGGGAAGUACAUCGAGGUGGACGAUAACAGGAGCCACGUAGAGACCGACGACCUGAUCCUGAAGCCUGGCAUAGUUCAUGUGAUUGAUAUCGACAGGGGUGAGGACAAGAAGGGAAGAGAUCCAUCCAGCGAGGUGUUGUCUUCUGUAUGACUAGCAAGAAGCACUGAAAGCAGAGAGCAGCCUGCUAGCACGUCCACAGAUAUCCUUCCACCUAUUAAAGAAACAGAUCUCCUCUAGACUGAGUGUCUACCAUUUCUUAGCAGGUAUGGUGUGCGUGGUAGUGGUGUCACCAAACCAUACGCCGGCUCAGUUGGAAGAUUAGGCCUUUGCUAUAAUUAGUGUUCCCCUUCAAUUAUUCCAAAUCGAGAGGUGUUGCUAGUAUUUUCCUUUCCUUCUUUCUGGAGCAACCCCAAAAUCAAAAAAAAAAAGAGAUGAAAGCAUUCUCCUUUAAUAAAUCAGUCAAUAAUGAGAUAAAGAUAGAGAUGUUUAACAUUCAGAUUGACAGUUAAGACAUACCAGGAAAUGCCUAUAGACAUAAAGACCUACUUAUCAGAUUGUUCUUCUGACACUUAAUUGGCUGUUGUCAGCUCCGAUUAGAACAUCUUAUCCAUUAAGCGAGGUUCAGGGACAGCACCAACAGUAUUUAAGAGUUUUAUCCACAGUCAAGCAAAGGAGUAUUGUUUCCAUUCAGGUACAUCACUGUUGCCUUGCAAACUACCUCUGAAAAAAUGAUACUUUAAUACGUUUAAAAAAAAAAAAUAAAAAUUCUAUCAACCCAUCACAUCUCACUCCUGUGAUUUGCAGUAUAAAUAUAUUACCUUCAUCCCUUCCCGGGAGUAAAUACGCUGAGACUGAAUGUUGAACUGUAAUAAGGCUGCAAAGCAUUUAACUGUACUUCUUGCUCCCUCUUGUCAUUGUCUAUCUGGUGAAACAUUCUCCUGGGGUUUGACUAUUGACCAUUUAGUGUAAGCAGACUCUGAAGGUCAUGCAAAGAAUAUAAAGGCUUUCCUGUUACUUAAUAACUCAAAUAAAAGAUAUCAGAAGAAAAGAAGGCAUAUCUGUUUUCAGUGCGCUUGUUCAAAUACACAUUUCUGUGCUAAUUUAUGUAAACUAAGGGUUUAAAUUACUUACCUACUUUCUUACAAGAUGGCUGGAGAUAUGGGUUUUUAAUUUAUUAGUAAUGUAGAGGGUUUUUAACUUUUAACUGUAUUGAAACACUGAUUGGGAAAUAUUUUUUUAUAACAGAUGAUAAAAAUAUGACUGCUUCUGGCUUUUUGUUGUAACCGAUGCCUAACUAUUUGAACAGGAUUCAUGCUUGUUCCACUGUUCAUAUGGUCUUAAUUACACCUGUGGCAAAGGUUUCUUUAUCUGUCGUUAGGAAAAGAUGCGAGCACUUGCAGGGUUUUUUAGGGGGAAAGGAACACGAAAUAUGUUCAGUAAUCAAUCUUUCCCGUAUACAAGUAUUUUGACAGACGUACUCACCCCAGCAGAACAUUUCUGUAAAGCUGUUACUGUGUUUUACUGCUUUUGUUUCUGAUCAGUGGCUUCGAGUUUUACAAUAUGCAGCUGCAGAGCAGUCAGGAGCGUGGUACUAUUACUGUAAUUGUAUAGUUUUUAUUUUGAAAUUGAAAAGCUACUUCUGCCUAUUUAGCAAUAAGAGGGAAAAAAAGCAUUAGUCCUGGCUGUGGGCUGUAAUAGCCUUGUCUGCUCUCUGACAUGCUCUACAUGCAAUCUUUAUUACAGGGAAUUAGACGUUUCUAAUGAGAUAAUAAACCACUGCUACACUCAAAUCUGUGCACUAUGAUCCAAAGGCAAUUCUACUACCCCAACUCCCAGCAUGUCCUGCCAUACUCAUUUUCUUAGUUUCACGCUUUUCUUGUCUUAAACCCUGUUAGAGUGUGUCGCAAGCUCCCUGCAUGGAGCAUGAAACUCAUGACUCCUCCAUGCCUUUGCAGCUGGACCACGCUCCCUUCCCCUGCACCCCCUGGGCACCACACAUGGGUGCGGGACAGGGCUUCCUUGGGUGACCCAACAACAGCCCCGCUCCCGACGUGUGAGCCCUACUGCCAGGCACGGUCCCCGUCACAUACUUGUUGCAGCUUCACAGCAGUGGCUGCCUGUCGAGACUAGUAAAACAGCUGAUAUUUGUCCUCAGCUGUGGCCCGACACAGCGGCAGCAUCGCGGUUCAAGGGCACGAGCAUGGUUAGGGACUGGCAAGGGGCAAUGUCAAAUAGCAGAUAAGGGCUCCUUCCCACAGCAAGGGCUAAGUCUCCUGGGGAAGGGCAACAAAGGCGUGGUGGUUUAGACCCCUGCAUACCUCUGCUCAGAUGGGUAAAUACCAUGCUAAAUAGACUCAAUGAGAAAGAUCAAAACUUGUGGUUUGGUUGGUUUUUUUGAUCUCGACGUUUGUUCUGGCUUUUUUUUCUUCUUUUUUUUUUUUUCCCUUCAAAUGCUGUAUUUGUUAAAGGGACACUUUGAUUAAACCUUUUGCAUGGCUUAAACAGGUAAAAUAAAGAGUAAUACACAUAGCACUGGUGGAUUUUUAAGCAAAGGUUUGCAUUUUUGUAUUUAAAGACACUCCUUAGAAGCUCUUGAUUUGUGAAUUUUGCAUGGUACUGUGUUAUUUAAAUAAGAAGCUGUGAUUUGUUUUAUGCUUAAGGGUCCUUUAUACAAAUGGCUUGAUGGGUAUUUUCCUCACGCAGCCUGGUUCUCUUGCCGAGGUGAGCAUAACACAAGCACAGCACCAGCCACCCCAGUUAGAAGGACUUUUUUCCUUGAAACACUCUGUAUUAAUGAAGUGUAGCAAACACUCAGAACCAGUCCCGGGAGAACUCCUCGCUCGGAGACUAUCAGAGAUAAGGUACUGAGGCUUCUGAGAAGAUUAGGGAAAAGAAGGGAAGCUGAGAUAGAAACCACUAGACAGUAAAGAAUGUUGCCAUGGCAUAGGACAUUAGUAGGAAAGCAAGAUAAGAGAAGUCUGCUCCUGCUCCCACAGAAAGAGACUCAUGGAGGAGUUUGUCAUUGACUACAGUGGAAAUGAUCCUAAGCUUUUGGGGGGCGUGAUGGCUUCUCUCAUGUGCUUCACUGUGCAUUUUCCAAAAUCAGCGUCUUUCAGCAAGAUACUUAGUUCUGGAAGGACAUGCGUUCAACUUGAGGUUUAUGACCCACCCUGAAGUAAAUCCUUAGGAGUGGCCAUCAUCACAGAUGGUUCAGCCCCACCACAAGAGAUCACCAUUCAUGUAAGGGAAUGUCACUCUUCAGCAUCCCUUAGGACUUGAUUCAGCUUUGACCUGCAGGGAUAUGUGUUUCUCCUGGUUGUUUUGCAGUGGUAUCAUCACUGUACCAUAGUCACAUUUGGUUAAAUAAUUGACUGGUGUGACCUUUUUAUGGAUUGGAAAUAUUUUUGUUUUAAUAUGAUUUUUAAAUAUGUACUUUAAUACUGUUCGAGUGAGAUUUAUGUUCUAAGGACCUUCAGCUCGAAAUUGCACCUCAUAACAUAACUUGGUGUCCUCUUCAAGUAUUUCUUCGUUGGGGUAGGAAAUGGUAAAUGUCUUUUGUUUAUGACGGUGAAUGGAUAUCACAGGAAGUCUGCCAGGCACGUCAUCAUUCUGAGGUCCUAAAAAAAACCACGAAUGAGUCUCUCACUCCUCCAUGAUGGCACGAUUGUUUCCAUUGCUAUAUUUGCACUUUAACAAACACAUUCAAAAGAUUUAGUCACUGGAUUUCAGAAAAGAAGGGAUGGAUGGAAGCUAAGGGUGGUUACACUGAGGCACACAAAUACCUUUUGGGUUGUGUGAACUCUGAGGAGUUUAUCAAACAAAUUCUAACUAUUCUCAGGAAAAAAAAAAAAAAAGAAACCCUGCAGCAUCUGAGUUGUCGUCAUAACCCUUCUCCUGUUGAAGCAUUUGGGAGCUGUGUCUUUCAUUCAUUCAGUGGAAGCAGGACCGAGACCCGUCUCAUGCAGUGUUUAGGCUCGUCACGUGUAUUUGCAUAUGAGCUUUUCAAAAUGUUUUUUAUUUCUGAUUAUUAAUAAUUGCCACAGUAUCUGCUCAGAAAGCUAGAUAGCCUUCAUCUUUCCACCUUUCUAGUGCUUGGUGGCAGAGCAUUUGCUGCUGUGCUCUGCAACAUUUUUUCUGCAGUCUGUGUAACACAUUCAGGAUAUUAUACACCAUCCAAUAUUUUUAAUCUAAAUAAAAUAUGUGAGAGUUUACAUUGUGAACCUUUCUUUCCAAGGUGAGAGAUGAAAACACCAUGCACAAUUUUUUGUAUCUCAAAUCAACCUGUGUGUGUCUGAGUUUCUCAAGGACUUACUAAAUAGACAAGAUGCAAAUAUAGACUGAACUAUUUGUUAUCCGCUUACAUGAUCUAAAUCAUGCUGUUGCGGUCUGUAAUUUGGGACAACUGAGGUAAAGCAAACAGUGUACAUGGAUUUUUCCACAAGACUGCUUAUUGUUGAAGUGCUUAGUCACCGUGAUAUCAGAACUAAUGUUAUAGGACUUGAAGUUUCCGUAUGUAACAUUUGCAAUAAUCUACUGAAAAAUACACUAUAAAAUAAUACAUGAUUAUCUGGUUCCCACUUGUAUUCUACUGUAUCUCACUCUACUGUUGCAAAUAAAUUUUCUGUUAAAAUGA
Chroicocephalus ridibundus (black-headed gull) is the source of this 5641-nucleotide messenger RNA. RefSeq names its product aquaporin 4 (gene AQP4). NCBI's taxonomy places the organism in Eukaryota, Metazoa, Chordata, Aves, Charadriiformes, Laridae. Gene Ontology annotation, biological process: water transport; transmembrane transport. Gene Ontology annotation, molecular function: water channel activity. Gene Ontology annotation, cellular component: basolateral plasma membrane; plasma membrane. The record is from RefSeq and is a predicted model, not a curated record.